Molecule: messenger RNA, 2697 nt
Organism: Penicillium canariense
Lineage: Eukaryota; Fungi; Ascomycota; Eurotiomycetes; Eurotiales; Aspergillaceae
Product: MCM DNA helicase complex subunit MCM2
Exons: 5
Coding region: 1-2697 (898 amino acids)
Biological process (GO): mitotic DNA replication initiation; DNA replication; double-strand break repair via break-induced replication
Cellular component (GO): nucleus; MCM complex
Molecular function (GO): ATP binding; 3'-5' DNA helicase activity; single-stranded DNA binding
Source: RefSeq, a predicted model, not a curated record
AUGGAUCCUCUCCAACCCAGCGACUCGGCCGCAAACCGCGGCCCGAGAUCGAACACCCGCAAGCGCUCAAGAGAACCAGAUGACAUGUCUUCGCCGGGGCAAUUGCCUCCCUCUAGUCCCGCCGCACUGGGCUCGUCACCCCCUCCGAUGCCUCCCUUUGAGGAAGGCGAAGAUGAUGAUGACGAAGAAGCCGAGCUGGUGCCCGAUAUUGAUGAUGUGGAUGAGUUAGCCGAGGACGAAGACGGUAUUGAUCUGUUCGGCGACAACUUCGAGCGGGAUUACCGCGAUGCGGCCGAUGACCAGUACGCAAACGAGGGGUACAUUGACGACGAUGGAGAUCACGAUGAACUCGAUGCUGCGACCCGUCGGCAAUUGGAUGCUCGCCUGAACAAGAGAGAUCGGGAACUUCAGCGUCGACGCCGCAUGCCUGCUGCUUUCCUACAGGAUGAUGAUGACAUGGAGUUGGAUCUGUCGCGUCAGCCGCGCCGUCGUCGCCACCACUAUGAUGAGGACCGUGAGGAUAUCGAUAUGGCAGAUGAAGGCAUGGAGGAGCUGUCAUUAGAAGAAUUGGCCGACGUCAAGGCCGCCAACAUCACAGACUGGGUCACCCAGCCUCAAGUCCUCCGCUCCAUCUACCGCGAGUUCAAGGCUUUCCUGACAGAGUUCAUCGACCCCUCAGGCCAGUCGGUGUAUGGAAACCGUAUCAAGACCCUUGGUGAGGUUAACUCUGCCUCGCUGGAGGUGUCCUAUGCUCACUUGAGCGAGACCAAGGCUGCUCUGUCCUAUUUCCUCGCCAACGAGCCCACGGAAAUCCUGAAGGUCUUUGAUCAGGUCGCCCUCGACGUCACUCUCUUCCACUAUCCCCAAUAUCACGACAUUCACAACGAGAUCCACGUGCGCAUCACUGAUGUGCCAAUCAUCUAUACUCUGCGCCAGCUGCGCCAGUCGCAUCUCAACUGUCUGGUCCGUGUCGGCGGUGUAGUCACGCGCCGCACCGGAGUCUUCCCACAGCUGAAAUACGUGAUGUUCCUUUGCCAGAAGUGUGGUAUCACUCUCGGACCCUUCCAGCAGGAAGCCAGCGCCGAGGUGAAGAUCUCGUACUGCCAGAACUGCCAGUCCCGUGGGCCUUUCACUGUCAACUCGGAGAAGACCGUCUAUCGCAACUAUCAGAAGCUGACCCUGCAGGAGUCUCCCGGCUCUGUUCCUGCUGGUCGUCUGCCUCGCCAGCGUGAGGUCGUCCUUUUGGCUGACCUGAUCGACUCUGCCAAGCCUGGUGAUGAGAUUGAGAUCACUGGUAUCUAUCGCAACAGCUUUGAUGCUCAAUUGAACAACAAGAACGGAUUCCCUGUCUUCGCUACCAUCAUUGAGGCUAAUCAUGUGGUUAAAGCCCACGAUCAGCUUGCUGGAUUCAAUCUGACUGAAGAGGACGAGCGCGAGAUUCGUGCUCUGUCUCGCGACCCCGAGAUUGUGGACAAGAUCGUUCGUUCUAUGGCCCCCAGCAUCUACGGCCACCUUGAUGUCAAAACUGCCGUGGCACUUUCUCUCUUCGGCGGUGUUAGCAAGCAGGCCCAGGGCAAGAUGUCCAUUCGUGGUGACAUCAACGUCCUGCUGCUUGGUGACCCCGGUACUGCCAAGUCUCAGGUGCUCAAGUACGUCGAGAAGACUGCUCACCGUGCCGUCUUCGCCACUGGCCAGGGUGCUAGUGCUGUCGGUUUGACGGCUAGCGUUCGCCGUGACCCCCUGACCAGCGAGUGGACUUUGGAGGGUGGUGCCCUGGUCUUGGCUGAUCGUGGUACUUGUCUGAUUGACGAGUUCGAUAAAAUGAACGAUCAGGACCGAACCUCCAUCCAUGAAGCUAUGGAACAACAGACCAUCUCUAUCUCCAAGGCCGGUAUCGUCACCACUCUGCAGGCUCGCUGUGCAGUUGUUGCUGCUGCCAAUCCCACGGGCGGCCGUUACAACAGCACCAAGGCCUUCUCAGAGAACGUCGAGCUGACCGAGCCUAUCUUGUCUCGUUUCGAUAUCCUUUGUGUUGUCCGUGAUCUGGUCGAGCCCGCCGAGGAUGAGCGCCUGGCCAACUUUGUGAUUGAGUCGCACCAUCGUGCCAACCCAGCCCGACCUCUGCGGAAUGACCAGGGCAACCUUGUUGACGCUGAUGGCCACCGUAUCGAUAUGGAGGGCUAUCGCAUCGACAAGGAAGGUCGCCGUCUGCCCCCCACCCAGGAGGAGAUUGCGCGCCGUGCUGCCGAGCAGAAAAAGGCCGAAGAGGAGAAGGAGGGCGAGAUCCCGCAGGAGCUGUUGCGGAAAUACAUUCUCUAUGCUCGUGAGCGCUGUCACCCCAAGCUAUACCAGAUCGACCAGGACAAGAUUGCUCGUCUCUUCGCGGACAUGCGUCGCGAGUCGCUGGCUACUGGUGCCUACCCGAUUACUGUCCGUCAUCUGGAAGCCAUCAUGCGUAUCGCCGAAUCUUUCUGCAAGAUGCGCCUGUCCGAGUACUGCUCUUCACAGGAUAUCGACCGUGCCAUUGCUGUCACAGUCGACUCCUUCAUCAGCAGCCAGAAGGUCAGCUGCAAGAAAGCCCUGUCGCGCGCAUUUGCCAAGUACACACUGUCCCGGCCCAAGCCGCAGUCCAAGCGCCGCGCCGGUAUUCCGGUGCCGAACCCGCAUCUGCCGCGUACUGCGCCCGCGCCUCAGUGA